Stomoxys calcitrans (stable fly) is the source of this 1231-nucleotide messenger RNA. It is a transcript of the gene EndoG, whose product is annotated as endonuclease G, mitochondrial. Lineage: Eukaryota; Metazoa; Arthropoda; Insecta; Diptera; Muscidae. Gene Ontology annotation, cellular component: mitochondrial inner membrane; nucleus. The coding region runs from base 114 to 1070 and encodes 318 amino acids. The record is from RefSeq and is a predicted model, not a curated record. The transcript has 2 exons. Gene Ontology annotation, molecular function: nucleic acid binding; single-stranded DNA endonuclease activity; metal ion binding. Gene Ontology annotation, biological process: apoptotic DNA fragmentation.
AGAUGUUUGCUCACGUGCAUAGCAAAGGGAAAACGUCGACCUACCGAUCUGGACAGGUGGACAUUGACAUUAAAGCCAAUUAAGAAUUGAAUUCAGCAAAUAGUUAAAAAAGUAUGAAUAAACACCUGCUUACAACUUUAGUUGCCGUUGGCUCUGCUGCAUUUGGUUCAUAUCAUUAUGGAAUUUAUAAAGAAAGACAGAAGCACAGUGACAUAUUGCCGCUGAAACAAGCCGAACUCUUGCAUAAGCAUUCACAGAAACCAGGUUUUCCCCUCUUUGCCUCAGUAUCUGCCGCUGUACCUGCCACCACCCCCACCGCACAAGAUGUUAAUCUUACCGCUACUCCCAGUCGUGUAUCGGAAAUUAUGAAAUUUGGAUUCCCUAGUCUGGACUCAGUGCGAAGUUACUCGGACUUUGUUCUUAGCUAUGAUCGUAGAAAUCGUGUUCCAUACUGGGUUUUUGAACAUCUUACAGCCGAGUCUAUAGCUAAAAACGAGGCGGUGGAUAGAUCUAAAUGUGAAUUUAGGCCCGAUGAUAGCAUUCAUCCUUAUUUCCAAUCACAAAACUCCGAUUAUAGACGUUCAGGCUUUGACCGCGGUCAUAUGGCUGCUGCUGGAAAUCACAAACGCCAUCAGAAACACUGCGAUGAUACAUUCUAUCUUACCAAUAUGGCGCCACAAGUGGGUCAAGGUUUCAAUCGUGACAGCUGGGAGCGGCUAGAAUACUAUACACGUACUCUGACCAAAACCUAUCCAAACGUGUAUGUAUGCACGGGACCACUCUACUUGCCACGUCAAGAAGAUGAUGGCAAAAAAUAUGUUAAAUAUCAGGUGAUAGGAAACAAUAACGUGGCCGUACCCACACAUUUCUAUAAAAUAAUUGUUGGCGAAACCUCGGACAAUCGCUUGGAGAUGGAGGCGUAUGUUAUGCCCAAUCAAGUGAUCAGCGAUGACACGCCUUUGACAGUUUUUCAAGUCCCCCCAGAGUCUGUGGAAAGAGCAGCAGGCCUUUUAUUUUUCGACAGGAUCAAUAAGAAACAAUUGACCAAAAUCAAUGGUAAAAAAGUGUAGUUUGUGCAAUUUUAUUUAAAAAGUUCAAUUUUGUUUAAUAUUUAAUUAUAUGUGAAAAGUAUUUGUGUGAGGCAUGUUUCAAAAACCAUCAGUGCAAAAUAGUUCAUAAAUGCAAUUGGAGUUCAAUAAAGUAUUUAUAUUAAAUUUUUAUUUAAAAAUUA